AUGGCUGUGAUAUCGAAUAAGGAAACUGACGACAGUAGGUUGACGCUUACCAAGUCAGUAAUUGCCCGGAGGAGUGCACGAGACAAUGUCGAGCCUGAUUUGAAGGUCCAGUGCAGUGGCGACUUGUGUUGUGUGCAUAACCACAACCCUUACUAUAAGCGUGGAGAUCCCUAUCAUCUGCUGCUUCAUAAGUCAGCCGUUCGCAAAAACCGGAUCGCUCCUCCUGAGUUCGAGAUGCAAACAGUGUUCUUGAGUGCUUCCAUGGGAUCUGAAUGCGAGUUCUGUCAAGAGACUAUGGUGAUAUCGCCCUUCUUACCGCGAGUUUCCGUUCAAGAGAAGAGCAGCGCGCGCGAAGCACAAGGUUCUCCGUCGUUUGGGUCGUUCAAUUUCGGGUCUGUUGCUGGUAAUGUGAACGUCAUGACCAAGAAACUCAGCGCUACGGAAAAGUUACAUCGCAAGCAAGGUCAAGAAGCGGCUGCUGCAGCGAAGCGGGGACUGAUUUCAAGCAUAGACACCCGUAAGAGUAGUAGUAAGGGCAAGACUGGAACCAUUCUCGACCCAGCUAGCGACGACUCCACGGAAAAGGGAGACCAUGGCGACAACCCACCCCGGCCCAAGCCUAAGCUCGAUAAAAAGGGCCAGGAGCCAGUCGCCUCUGGACAACAAGUUGUGGAAGCAUCGGUAGGAGUAUCGGCCCAAGUGCCAUCGAAGCAAGGCAAGAGAGCAGCACCUGAACCCGCUGCCAACGCCAGUAAGAAACGCAAGGUCGAGUCUGCGUCUUCCACUGGCGUCAAGAUGCAGGCGGGAAUUGUUGUGGCAAUGUAUGGAGCGAUCGGCCAGUUGAUGUAUUGCUGCCCGCACCUGAUGCAAGACUUCGAGGAAGAAGAAGGAGAGGUCAAGACCCCGCCCUUCGUCUUGGAGCUCAAAGCGCGGCAGGUCUACCCCCUGUGGGAGCAGUCCGCACCGGCCGAUUCGCCCUACACGAAGGAAGAGCACAAUGAGCUGCGGGACAAGCUGAUUGGGAAGGGGCGAAAUAUCAUCCAAUGGACGCAUGUGACAGCUCGUGGGUUUGAUUGGGGUCAAGCUCCCGCCUUUGCACACUUCUUGAAACAGGUGGUGGACGGAAAAUGGGAUUUGACGCACGUGGAAAGGUUCACCAAACUUGUGAAGCGCUCUUACAUAGGCGACCCAACCGAAUGCUUCAUGUCGGAUUCUUUCCAGAUGCAAGAUGCGGUAUACGCGCGGACUCCUCCCGGGGCCCGCUACUACGAGGCGGUCGAGCAAAAUAUCCUGACUCAGCUCUACGAAUCGUCGAUCAACCCAAACUGGCGUUCGACUAACGCUCAGCUUGUUUUCAGCAUGCUCCUCGAGCCCCAGUUGGGCGCACUGAAGAUCCGGCACAGCCGGACUUUGAAGAUGGCCCGCACGCUCUGGUCUCAGCUUCAGGAAUGGUUCCCUGAGAUGCCACAAGGAGAUGUUCUGGUAGGAGCAAGCGUUCCAUUGGAGUCACGGGGAAAAGCUGUUAAGACGGCGUCAGCAUUUCUGUGGGCGUUGGAGUUGAUUCCACUGGAGCUCAAGGACCGCAAGGUUCUGAGAGAGGUGAACGUAACGUCCAAACUCGAGUUGGGGAUUCACCUGUCCCGACUACUCCGCGAAUUCGUGCCCGAACCAAACGACAACACCGUUGCACAGGAGGGAUGGGGUCUGAAGAUGGAAAUCGCGGGGCGGACACUGGGGUACCUGAGCGUUGUGGCUGAGGGCAAGGACAAGGAUUUGGCAGAGUCGUUCGACGAAAUGCCCAGAUUGGCCUAUCUCCGAGGCAGAGCCGGAGCCGCGGCUUAUGGGAUCGGCCUCAAAGCCAUCAAGAGGAACCCGCGCAUCUAUGUCCCUGUCCGCAGUAUGGAAACACUCCAUCCGAUUAAUAAGGGUCUCGAGGUUGAGCUGCCGACCCCCAAGCAGCUGACGAUCACCAUGCCCUCCCACUCCGUCGACAUCCAGACCGGUGAUCAGAUUCUUGUACCAGCGGGAGCGGCGGGCGCAGAGUUGGGGGCAGUGGUUGAGGGGCAGCAGUCCUACUUCAAUUCGCGCAAGGCGGCAUCAGUUGCGGAGGCAACCGUGACUGGGGAUAUCGAGACUCGUGGCUUGAAGGCUUUCUGGAACCGUUGUGACGUGGAGUUUUCCAAAGUCAAGUCGAUCGCCCAAAUCGUCAUGCGGAUUCUGGAGAGCGGGGCCGAGUCUAUGGUAGGUGAUCGGACGUUUGCUCACAAAGUUGUGCGCAUGUCUCAGCUCGGCUUUGCCCUUGCCGACCAUCAGCAAGCCGUCGAACAUAGGGGCAUUCCUGCCGACUGUUCAUCGAUCGCCCAGAUAUCAGAGCCGGACUCCACCACGAGUCAGGGAGCAGACACGCGUGUGCCCGAGCACGGGGCUGGCUUGCAAGCUAUCCCCGGUCAUUUGCCAGGGGGAAGCCAAGCACAGCGAGAUAAUGCAGGAAGCUACCCGCAUGAAUGGCCGCCGCACAAAGCACUGCGUGAAAUAGACCCUCCUCAGCUCGUUCACCCUCGGAUCAAUGUCAACUCGGGUCAUGUCUCUGAGCGGCAGGGCGAGUACGAGGAUGGCAGCGACUCCGAUGCAAUCUGCACCACCCGAACUUCCGAACGGAUGGACCUGACGGAUAUUGAGGGGAACAAGAACUUGGAAGACAUCGAAAUGUUAGAAGUUACCGACGCCCUGUCUGUCGAUGAAUCGGGCUCAGACCCGGAGGACACCAUGCUGGUCGAUGAUGUGGGUACAGACCUGCAGCCCAAGCCAUUCCAGAACGGAGCUUCGUCAACACAGCCGAUGCAAUUGAAGUCUUCCUGGUUCAAAGAGCAUGCUCGUACUACAGAGUGAAAAGCCUCUGCUGAGCCCACAGAUGAGCUGCUGCUUAUGUUCAAUUCUAAAGUAUGGACCAAGAAGAGCAAGAUGAGCGAGAUAAUACGCAUGAAAGGUUUCCGCUGUUGGCUGAGUUGCUAGGCUCUUGUUCUCAUUUAGCCACACACUGUAAGCCGAUUGCAUCGACGUGUUUUGUUGUGAAUGCGGGUAAAUCAUUUUCAUUAGACUCGAACCAGUCGCUAUUCACGCCAGUCAAAUAGAGAUAUCGGCUUAGUGACAAUUUGAUUCCGAUGAUUCCGAUUUCGAACCCGAGAUCCCGGUAGCCAAUCAGAGAGUAAAAUUACAAAUGCAGAGUGUAAACUACGAGCAUGGAGCAUUGGAGAGCUGUAUUAGCACUACAAAUUCGUCUUUUCCGAUUU
Messenger RNA from Mycena citricolor, 3290 nucleotides. The record is from the annotation of a GenBank genome assembly. Lineage: Eukaryota; Fungi; Basidiomycota; Agaricomycetes; Agaricales; Mycenaceae.